ACAUUUUGGAAACUGAACUGUCAAUGUCAACAAAUUUCACAAUUUCACAAGUACCCAAGCACACCACAAGUUAAUUACCUUUUAUUCUGCUGUGCAAAAAUGGAUAUUAAAAUAGAAGUGGAGGAUUAUCACGAUGAUCUUGAUUACAAUAUAGUGAAGGAAGAAUAUGAAGUGCAAGAACAAUCAUUCACCAAUGCAAACGAGGAUAUUGCCGAUUCCACAGAAGCUAUACGCAUUAAAACUGAAGAAAUCGCUGAAGAUGAACACAAACAAAUUGGUGUGGAGGAUGAUGAUGAAAUCAUUAGACCUAGAAAGAUUCCAAAAACAGAGCAAUAUGCAGAUGAAAAAAUGGAUAAAGCAUUAACUGCCAUUGCCAAUGGGAUACCCGUGUCAAAAGUGGCUAGAGAAUUCCAAAUUCCACGGACUACAUUGCGAAAUAUUUUCAGCAGGCAGUCACCGAAAGGAUUCGGAGAAUAUUCGAAUCAACGAAUCGGCAUCGGUGGGUCCAGAAAAGGCAUGAAAAAAGUACAAUAUUCAGAAGAGGAACUGGAUAAGGCAUUAUCGGCAAUUGAAUAUGGAAUACCCGUGUCACGAGUAGCUAGGGAAUUUCAAAUUCCCCGAACGACUUUGCGUAAUAAAUCUAGCGGAAAGUCGCCGAGAGGGCUCAAACGACACGGAGGAUACCAUAGUCUUCUAGGGCAGGAAACUGAAGAAACCAUUGCACAAUGGAUUGUUCAGUCAGCCAAUCAAGGAUUUCCAGUCAGUAGGGAAGGUCUUCUCACGACAGUCGAAAAACUUGUUACAGACUCGCCAGAUGUCGUGGGAUUUAAGGAGAAAAGACCAUCAAAGAAAUGGUAUUACAGUUUUCUCAAUCGUCAUCCUGAAGUUGCUGCGAAGAAAACCGAAUAUGUCAAUCGAACCAGACGAAAUAUAACAAAAGAGAAAAUUCACAAAUGGUUUAAGGACGUAGAGGCGCAACUGGAAAAUCAUAUGGCGAUCCUUCAACAUCCGGAAAGGAUAUUUAAUUUGGAUGAAUUGGUAGUUCAUCUCAAUGCCAAAGGUGAAUUGGUUCUCGGGCCCAUGGGGCGGCAUGUUUUCAUCGAAUACAACAAUGCAGAUAAAGAAAGUAUUUCAACAACCCUUUUUGUUAAUGCCACAGGAACUUUUGUACCUCCUCUCACUGUUUUCAAAUACGAAAGACUACCUGCAAUUGCUACCAAAUCUACUCCAUCAAAUUGGGACAUUGGAAAGACUGAAUCUGGAUGUAUGAAUCCAAAGUCAUUUUACGAAUACAUAACUGGUGUUUUUCUCCCAUUUUUGGAUGACAAAAAGAUAGAAAGACCAGUUGUAGUAUUCCUUGAUGGGCAUAGUGCCCAUUUGACUAUGCAUCUUAGCAGUUUUUGUAGAGAUCAAGGAAUAAUAUUAGUUGCACUUCCUCCAAAUGCCGCCUCUAUCUUGCAACCUUUCGAUAUUGCAAUAUUUCAGCCAAUUAAAGCUCGUUGGGGAUUUAUGAAAAGAGCCUGGAAAAAUGCUCAUGAUGGCAGAGAACCUACAAAAUUUGACAUCCCAAAUAUACUGGAAAAGGCUAUCAUGGAAGAUUACAUGGUACAAAAUAUCAUUUCAGGAUUUCGUACAACAGGAUUGUAUCCAUUUAAUGUAAAUUCUGUAGAUUGUAGCAAAAUCUAUGAAACAGACGAUGAGAAUAUAAAUGAGGGUUUCUCAAAGAACCAACAAAAUUCUCAAAGAAUUCUAAAAUCAUGCCUGGACGUGAUGGAAUCAAAGAUUUCACCUGAAAUUGUGAAUGACUUCAAGAAAACCCUAGAAGAAGGUGGUGAUUGGACAGGCGAUGUAAUAUACGAAGGUCUCUAUUAUGUAUGGAAGGAUCUCAUGUUAGAUAUGGAAGAAGCUUCUCUAAGAAAACAAGAAGUUUGUACAGAAACUACAGAUGAUUCCAUAAAAUGGUCAGGAUCACAAGAGUAGAAAAGCACGAUGAAUAAUAACAAUUGAUUAUAAAAAAAAAGAAAGCUAUCACAAAACAAAAAAAUAAUAAAAAGAAUAGAUUGUAAAACAUAUCUCUGAAUGAACCAGAAAAUGAAUUACUGAACUUUCGUUAAAUAUUUUAAUUCAAUUUAUUAACAAAAAAUGUCCAGUGAAGAAUUGACAGAAUCGAUCAUUCGUCAAACUGAUCCUUACUUCGUACAGUUAUUGAUACAGUGCCUCCUAUUUAAAAUAAAAUAAGAAUAAGAACAGAUGAUGGAGAUGGGUGACCUCUGUCUAUAUGCGUAAAGCCCCGCUUUGAGUUACAAUACUGAAUUUCUUGAUACUGACUCAUUACCUCCUAAUAGACUACUAUACAAAAUGUUACCAGAUUCUUACAAUAAGUUUGGAUUACGAUAAAAUAAAAUACUAAAUUAAAAUCUAAAUAAUCGCGUAGGGUAAGUGUGCCAAAUUCCGGCCAGCUUGCAAUUACGGCCACAUUUUUUGUUCUUCGAAUUUCCAUGAAUUUUUAGUUUUUGCAUACUCUUGAGAUUAAACAAUGCAAAAAAUAAUAAAAAAUAUCGCUUCGAGGAACAAAAUGAUGUGCAAAAGACUUUGGAAGAAUUUCGGAAGGGCAAGGAACUCUGAGAAUGAAGGAGGCCGAAACAGGCCACCAAUGCUAUGUCUACAUUUUUAUUCAUUUUAAAAUGUAUUAAGAAUGAUUUUAGAGAAAAUAAAGAUGAUAAACUGUC
Messenger RNA from Phlebotomus papatasi, 2729 nucleotides. Its product is annotated as piggyBac transposable element-derived protein 2-like. Gene Ontology annotation, cellular component: nucleus. Gene Ontology annotation, molecular function: DNA binding. The transcript is spliced from 4 exons. The record is from RefSeq and is a predicted model, not a curated record. NCBI's taxonomy places the organism in Eukaryota, Metazoa, Arthropoda, Insecta, Diptera, Psychodidae. Bases 100 to 1980 code for a protein of 626 amino acids.